GAAGCCACGCGGGUGGUACGCGUGGCUCGCGGUUGGUUCAGACGGUCACGCAGCGCGUUCUUAUCGGGAAUAUUCGAAGCCAAUCGCACCGCCGGAAUCGGCCUUCAGACACCAUGAGUACUGUCAGCACCACGCCGCGCACGACGAAGUACAGCAGUGAGGAAGAGGUCAAGUUCAAAGUAGAUGUCGCCGGUGGCGUAUCGCAAAGAAGGGGCGAGUCCUAUGAUUAUCUGGUGAUCUGCGCCGUGCUCAUCACAGCAGUGGUUCUGAAGAAGCUGCAGCGCCGGAUCCACUUUCCGUACACGGUGUUCAUGUUCAUCGCGGGCUUCGGGUUCUCGUACCAGGACGCGGAGAACGAGAGAAGACUCGACUCGCUCUCAAUGUGGCUGCGGAACAUUAAGUUCCACGUGCUCAUGGUGUUCGUGCCUGCGGCAACAGUGUACGCCACGCAGGGCAUCAACCACUUCAUCUUCCGCAGAUGCCACCGGGAGAUCACCGUGUUCUCCGUGGGAACACUGGGCAUCAGCACGGUAGUGUCGGCGCUGUACGCGUACACCUUCCUGGGCACCAAGGGCAUCAACAACUGCCUGCUGUUUGGCAUCCUGCUCUGCUCCUGCGAACGGCUGCCCAUCGCCGACCAGCUGCUCGAGGAAGGCCGCUACCCCAUUCUGACCACCAUGUUGCAGGCUGAGUCCAUUGUCAACAACCUCUUCGUCUGGUCCGUCCUCGACACCGUCGAGGCCCACAACAACCAGGGCGUGACGACCGUGCUGAACCACCUGCUGGUGUCGCACGUGAUGGGCGCCUUGGGCGGCGUAGCUAUGGGCGCCGUGGCCAUCUGGUCGCUGCGCUUGGCGCCGCAGAGCCAGAGCAGCAACACAUUCCUGCACAUCUGCCUGACGUACGCGACCUUCUGCCUGCUCGAGGUCAUGGGUACUUCGGGCGUCGACGGCGUGGUGGCCUUCACGCUCAUCACCACCUCGCACCGCCUCGUCGCCUGCACCGAGCUCGAGGGCCUGCUGCACAAGUAUUGGUCGGCCAUCUAUGACGUCUCGGGCUUCCUCUCGCUCUUCAUGUCGUCGCUGUACGGCGGCGAGCUGCUCUUCAUCUUCGCCCGCAGCAAUAUCCUCUCGCAGGUGGCGCUGGCGUACGGUGUGCGCAUCCUCGCAAGGCUGUUCUCAGUGGUAGCCCUGUUUCCGAUCAUCGAGCAAUUCGGCUACCCGGUGUCGUGGCGCCAGGCUGCAGUAACGGUCUGGAUGGGACUCAAGGGGCCGCUCAACAUCACUGUUGUCACCUUCCUUUACCACCAUCAGUCGACCAUCAACGUUGAAUACGUCGGAGGGACGUUUCCCUACAUCGUGUGCGACAUACUUCUGGGCCAGCUGAUAAACGUCGCUUUCCUCGAGUUCAUAUUUAGGACCUUUGGAGUGCUGGAGGUGUCCGAGAUAGAGCAACGCACCAUGUCAAGCGCUGUGACGUACCUAAAGGACCACGUGAUGGUGUCCAGCCGAGUUCAGGAGGCCGAUUCUUACUUCCGGCCGGUCGACUGGAAGUGGGUACUACGCCACACCAUCAUCGAGAAUCCGUUCGCCUCGGGACAGAAACCGUGGUUCAACAUUGCCGGGAAAAGGAGGCCUGGCCAACGUGAAGCCCAGACAAGGGCGGAGCACUUCGCCGUUGAAAACGUGCUGAGAAUCGAGCAGGUGAGCUAUUCGAGGCAGUACCGAGAAGGAAUGAUCCAGAAGAGCACCAUGAUGACGCUGCUGGCUGCCCUGCAGUACCCGUUCGACAAGAAAGUCUACAUGGGCGCGGACACCAUCGAAUCGCUCAUCGACAUUCCCGAUUGGAUCAAAUGGACGAAAGAGCGCCUGUCGGUGUCAAGCUUCGGCGAGGACCUCAUGGACGACACGGAGUCCUUCCAGAGCCAACUGGAGCGGAACCUGCAGGAGCGCAUCAUCGACAUGUUCGAGCACAAGUACUACGAACUGGUCAUCACCAGCACCACGCUCACCUUCCUCACGUGCCUGCUGGGCAUGCUGCUCAACACGCCGCUGCCGCCCAAGCCACGCUCGGACGCCAUACUGGUUAUCGAAGGCGUCUACAUCAUCCUCUUCGCCGCCGAGAUCACCACCAUGAUAACGGCUUACGGGCACCGGUUCGUGCGGCUGGACAACUACAACAAACUGGACCUGGUGCUGGUGGCCACGUGCAUCUUCGUGUUCGUCAUCCAGUUCACCAUAUACUUCCUGGUCGCCGCUCAGUACCAGUACCAGACCCUCCCCACGGCCAUCUUCAUCCUGGCGAUGUCUGUGCGGCUGGUCCACGCCGUCAAGUACAUCGAGGUGGUCCAGGACUGGCUGCUGGACUUGCUGCACCGGUACCUGGACAAGAUCAUCUACGCGGCGUACGAGACCUCGCUGGCCAUCAUCACGGGCGAGGAGGAGGUGCAGCAGAACGUGUGGAAGUACGUGCACUCGUCCGACCUGGCGCUCGAGACGCGCAGCCGGGCCACCAACAACCGGCUGAUCGUGCUGCGCAACCUGGUCGAGAUCCAGUCGCGGUUCCCGGGCAUCGCGGUCGCCUUCAAGAGUCGCCAGGCGGGCCAGACCAUCUUGAACGACGUGUCGGCGCACGUGGCCGAGAUGCAGCGCGACGGCUUCUUCACCGAGGAGCAGCACCGCGAGCUGUACCAGAUGCUCAAGGACAAGAUGAUGGGCAUCAUUUGCGCGCCCAACAGCCUGCCGGCGAGCUACAAGCCGAUCGCCGUGCUGCGCGUCAUUCCCUGGAUCGGGUCCGACAGCGUUCGGCAGUUCCUCGCUAUGCAGCUCAGGCCAGUGGCUUACGGGGCUGGCGAUGUCAUCGUCGAGAAAGGCUGCGAGAGCCAUGUCCUCAUUACAUACUCGGGCAUUGUCAAAAUCGAGGGCGAGGUGGAGUACCGUGAGGAUGGCGCACUUCCGAACUCGUCGUCGUCCCUGUUCUUCUUUAGCGACGAGUACUUCGAGGACUACCUGGGCGCCCCUGUCACGCUGGGAGCCCUCGGCCUGGUCAGUGACGAGCCCACCGUGACGCGAGUAUCCGCCGAGACGCCCGUCAAUGCGUACAUUAUUCCCCGGAGCCGCGUUGUGGAGGCGAUACAGAUAUUCACCAAGUCUCCUAGUUUCCUGUACCAGAUAUGGUACUAUAUCGCCAACAUUUUCGGCGUGCUCAUUUUACAAACUCAAGCCAAGUACCAGACGUGGCCCGUGGAGAAGAUCAAGAUGCGGUUGAGCUCGUUCCUGCUCCCGGACUUGGCAAGCGCGCACGACUUCCUCGUGAGUCCGGACAUCGAGGACAUUCUCCUGAUACAGGGAACGCUAGUAGACGUGAACAUCGGGGACCUCUACGUGGCGCCGGCUUACAUUCCCCGCUCCGUCAAGAGGUUCAUUUUCCCCGGUGACUUCGCGACACGGCCGCGACCAGUGAUUAUUGUGAUUUCGAAUAAGCAGUACAAGUUGCCGCUGGAGUUCGACUGGCUGCGCCGGGUGCCCACGGAAGAGGAGCGUAUCGCAGAGAUGGAAGCCAGUCGACGGGGCGACAUUGGACGGGAGUACCGGUACCUGAACAAGCGCAGGAACACAGAGCCGGACUUCUAGCCGUCGCCAACAUUGCCUUUGGAUGAUCCGGCUCCGUCGUUCUAUCUGUGCUAUUUAGAUGUGUUUUUUUUUCUUCUUAUUUACGUAAACAUUAUCGAUACUGAGCUGCUGCUUGGGUGAAUUGGCAAAGGGAGCUCACCUCGAACUUGGCGCGUUGUGCGCUGAAGGCUGCAGGGCGUCUGGUUCCCUUUCCGAUCCCUUCCCGAGGCACUAAGCACUGCAGCCAGCGUAGACAAUAGGACAACGAUUUCUGUCCGCCAAAGAGGCCGUUUGGUACUCGAGCCUUUUGCUGCGUAUGUGUAUGUGUUUUGUGUAUGUGCGCGCAUGUAUUGCCGCCGCGAUUACGUGCUUGUAAUAUUUGCCCGCUCACUAAUACUCUGCUAUGUUAAAAGGUGCAUCAUCAGUAGAGCGAUUUACUUAAAACGCAUAUCGUUCUAUCUGCAUGUAGAUUCCUGUUUGUUUUUCUUUAUUUACGCGACAAAACAUGCCUAUUGCUCUCGCACAGUUAUUUAACCCACAGACUACAUACAUCAACAUAGACACUCGUUUGACAUUAAGAAAAUCUCGUGUGGAGUCCCCCAAUUACUACCUUUGGGGACUCCUGACGUGUGCCAGCAGUAAAGGGCCCAUGUUACUGGGCCAGAUUCUUUUUAAUCACAUCAGAAUUGCGAAGGCUAAUUCAACGCUUGAGCAUAUAGAGAAAUGGACACAUGCAUUAAAAGUUGAUACAACUAAAGACUGAAGCAAAGGCCACUCUUUUUCGUCCGAAAUAGAACCCGUCAUAUACGCUGACCAUACAUUAUUCUCUUUCACAUCACAAUUGCAAUCACUAACGCUAAGGCCACUCUUUUUGGUCCUAAAAAUCGAAAUCUACACCUAAUUAACGACAGUAUGUCUACUGGCUCAAGAAUCGAAUGGAUGUAGCAAGAUCAUUUCAGAAAAAUUAUGACGUGGGAUUAAAUUGCAACAAAGCUCUCUCACGUCAUAGGAAUAACGUAUACUAACAAAUGGGUUAGUCAAGCCAUUUCGAGCUUUUUUCUCUCUCCCCCGUCACUGUAUGGAUGGAAAUAAAGUCCCAUUAUUAUUGUAUGGCUGGAAAUAAA
Molecule: messenger RNA, 4735 nt
Organism: Dermacentor albipictus
Lineage: Eukaryota; Metazoa; Arthropoda; Arachnida; Ixodida; Ixodidae
Product: sperm-specific sodium:proton exchanger-like
Biological process (GO): sodium ion import across plasma membrane; proton transmembrane transport; potassium ion transmembrane transport
Cellular component (GO): plasma membrane
Molecular function (GO): sodium:proton antiporter activity; potassium:proton antiporter activity
Source: RefSeq, a predicted model, not a curated record